AUGGGCUCACCCCUCCUGCGCCGCUUCGCCCUGCAGAGGAGCUCCCUCCGCGCGCAGCGACGCCUUGUUUCAACCGCUGCUCCACUCCCUCAGCUCGUCGCGCCUCGCGACAGACUAGGCUCCUGGAGCUACCCUGGCUGCUUUCACUAUCGCAGAACUGUGGCUGUCUCGUCCCAGGUAGAUUCGAUUCUACCCAAACAUCUUCUCAUGGAGUUCGAUAAGCUUCCGAAUCUCACAUGGGAUCAAGACCCUUUCCUGGUGUUAUUCCUCACUCCUACUUUCGCGCGCUGGCUUUUGGACGACCAAACAUUCCUCCAGCCCGCCUUGCUCAGACUAUUCAAUCUCAACCUUCAAGACCCUGACUUAGAACGAUCCUAUCACGCCCUCGUCGCUGUGGUCGACAGGCUGCCUACUCCCGCUCAUCCUGGCCGAGGCUAUAGAAAGGGACGAUGGUGUGCCCCCUCGCCCCCUUCUCCGCCGUUUUCAGAGCUUGGUUUCGAGGGGAUGGCAUAUACGCUGCUCAACGCAGGCCAAUUCCUACCACCUCACAUAGAAGCAUUGCACGAGCCUAUGGGCGAAGGGUCACGACAAAAGCCAGGCACUAUAAAUAUCCAUAUUGACUCUAGCAUAGCGUCCGCGUCCGAGACGCCCAUCCCUCACAGUGUGCUCCAGUUGCCUUUGGCGAACACAGUCUUUCAUACAGGACACUCCUCAACCAUGUUUCAGACGCUGUGGAAAAAGGAAAAGGGUUCUUUAGCCCUAAAGCUGGUAUCGAAGGAGCAAUUGCAACACACCUCAUUCGCCUGGCCUGAUUGGCAUAGCACAGGCGUGCAAAGUGCUUCUCUUUCAGUUCCUUUGACCCCCAUCACCAUGCCACGACAGAUCGAGGCUGGCAUGGGCAAUAUAAUACGUCGGAUCCAAGGAGAGAACAGCCAGAGCAUUACUGCUUCUCAAGAACUAGAAGAGACGGUACCGCGAUACUUUGCUACGAAGAAUAUUCCAGCUUGUGCUAUGAAAGUCUGGGCGUUAGUUAUACCCAAGGAUGCUAUGGUUUCUGUAACUACAGAGCUUGUCAGUCGCUUCUUUAUUAGUGAUCCUGCAGCCCAAGACGUUCUCCAUCUCAACGCAGCAUUCCAGGAAUUAUGGAAGAAAGAUCGUCCGGUAUGGAACGAUGCGGUAUCCUUUGCUAUCUCUCGUGGAGCUCGACUCCAUCGUGUGCUAAGCGGUGGAGGAGGAUGGGGCAAGAAAGCCGGGUUGCUGUCACUUGACCCCGACAUAUUCUACGACGAACCUACCAUAACAUCUCUAGAUUCAGACAUUGACAUGCUGGAGCUAUUCGAUGUAGAAAAGUCUGCAUUGAAGGAAGUUGCUGAGCCUGGCGAAUUCAUCCAGUUCUUCGUCCGUGGGCCUGAUGACUUAGCACGUCUCAAUCAUGAGGUCACAGAGCAUCUGGAUGAUUCCCAAACUGUUCCAAUAUACCUGGAGCUUGGCACAAUCCCCAGCACCAUUGACAACAUACCGAAUAUAGAGCAACAGUCGCAUGCGUCGGUUAAGCCGCUAAAAGAAUCAAUUCACGUCUUCCAUGGCCAUUUUGGGGCUUUAUCUGAAGGCGGCAUGAGUAUCGUACGAGUAGAUGGGCACUUUAACGGCGAAAAAGGCGUACAGACUCGGUCUAAAAUAGACGUACCGUUUUCUAGGUUCAUCGCUUUGCAGCUGGACGAGAAGGAUGUUAGCGCAAUGAUAGAGAAGAAGGCGUUGAAGAGGAAUGCGAAACAACAAGCAAAAAGACUUGCAAAAAAAGCAGAAAGAGCUGCAAAAGUAGAAGAAAUAGCUGCGGAACAGGCAUUGACUGAAGCACCGGAAAUGCGGUCAGCACCAAGACAUCCGUCUAAUUCCGCCUCUAUACGCAAUCUCGCCAGUGCUCUCAACUCCCAGUCUAUACGUCUUGCAUACGAAGAUGACGACACUACAGAUGCCGAACAUCAGAUUCCCGAUGACAAAGUAUCGGAAGAUCUUCCCAGGACUCCCUUUCGCAAUCCUGCUACUAAAUCGACUAGAAGCUUCAACAAAGAUCCAAAAGAUCUUCCGAUACGUCGCUUCCAAAACCCUGUACCUAAGAACACUGAAAUUCUCGAGAAAGAAUCAACAAAGGGAAUCAAUCAACUCGAAAUACGCGGCCUUUCCAACCUGAAGCCCAGGAUGAAAUCCCUCUCAUCCUCUCUAGACUCUGAGGCCAAGUCUGCACUAGACCCUCCUGCCAUCCGAAAAGUCUCUGUAACGAAGAACACUAAAAUUCUCGAGGAAGAAUCAGCGAAGGGACUCAAUCAAUUUAGAAUACACUAUUCCAACUGGUAUCCCGGGAUAAAAGAACUGCCAUCGGCUCUAGACUCUGAGACUGAGUCUACACUAGGCUCUCACGGCAUCCGAAAAGUCCAGAGAAUAUUUACUGGAAAAGUUGAGAUUCCGCAACCCAUUCCUGCCCAGAAAGUAUCAGAAAGAAAUUUGAACAUAAGAUAUCAUGCAUUGAAGACCAAUGUCUACCUCGACGAGGAAUCAAGACAAGAGAGAAUACGGCGAAAAAGUACCAAAAACGAAAAUGUAACCACGACUACACCUCUUAUGACACCCCCUGUCACUCCCUUUGAAAUUCGGAUUGUUCCUACAAGAGAGCCAGAGAACCCGCCAACACGUCGAACCCCGAGGAGAAUAUCGAAAAACUUCGCCAGCCUCCCCAUAAAAUCGAGACUGCACAAAAUAGCCGGGUCCGUGGUCCCUGAACAUCUGAGGAAGGUAGUGUUCACCGCUGUGUGGAACGGAAGACUCAAGCGGGCAUCUAGGAGCGCGGAAGCUAUGGCAGCGGACAAGGACGCGGACGUGCUGAUGGUCAAGGUUCCUAUACAAGGUGAAGAUAAAAAAUACUCCGAAGAUCUCACGGAAGGAGAAAAACUUCGCGCACGGUGGACAGCGUGGGAUAGGGAACGGCUACGGAGUCUCAGACGCUCUGCUGUGGAACCAACAUCCCUCAAUCGUACUAGGUCGAGAAGGUCGUCUCCUCCCGAAUCAAUUGGAUCGAGCAAGGCUUCAUCUCCCGGCCGUGUAAGGUUGAAAAAGAUUUUAUCUCCCGAUUGUAUCAGACCGAGGAAGGUUCCAUCUCCCGAUCGUAUCAUACCGAGAAAGGUGAGGGCGAUGGGCCCCUCUCCAGAGCAGAGAGAGAAACGGAUUUCGGAUCCAGAGGUUGCGCAGUUGAUAGACGAAGUGGAGACGUGGCUUGCAUGGGAUGCAAAACCACCGAGUUAGGUGUUAUGUAUAAUUUGUACAAUAGUGUUCUUAUGUCAUUACUUUACAGGCUUGUACUAAAUUUCUCGAGCGCAAGGGCGGCGUUAUCGACCCUUCACAAAGCACCGGUCGUCUCAGACUUCCGGAAAGUUUCAUUCUUAAAACCUUCUAGAUGAUGAUCAAAGCUCAGCCAGAUGGUCACCGCCCCUAGAAACACCUUCGGGCGAGUCACGGCAGUGAUCUUGCUACGCAAAUUCCAGAGUCGCCGCUCCCCAUUCUCAUUAUACGAGGUCGGAC
Mytilinidion resinicola is the source of this 3573-nucleotide messenger RNA. RefSeq lists its product as uncharacterized. The transcript has 2 exons. The coding region runs from base 1 to 3297 and encodes 1098 amino acids. The record is from RefSeq and is a predicted model, not a curated record. Lineage: Eukaryota; Fungi; Ascomycota; Dothideomycetes; Mytilinidiales; Mytilinidiaceae.